GAGCUGGACCGCAGUGGCUGCCUCCCUUAUUUGCGUCCACGCCGACCCUUUCGCACCCUACUCGCUGGCAUAGCUCUCUAAAUCAUUCCUUUCGGACGAAGGUUGAAAAAUGACUUCCUUUCCUCAGUUCGCUAUCUUCCUUUCCUUUUUCUCCGCCAUCUCCUUGGCACUUCCUGCAGCACCUGUGGAGUCAAAUAAGGUCGCACCCGGCUCUUUAAAUCCAAAGCUAGCUGCCAAUACUGGUCUCCGAGGACUGACCUUGCCAGGAAGUUUUAUUGAAAAGCGGGCGAGAAGAUCUGCGGAGCACGUAAUAACAGAUUGCAUGACUGUCGCGUCGGAGGAAGGCAAUUACUACUUCAAAGGAGACACUGGCGGCGAAGUGUGUGGCCUGUACCUACUCACAGACCCUGAUCGCAGAGUGCAUCUCACCCUCGAUUACGCUGACAUCCCCUGCUCCCAGGGUGGCCUAGUCUCGCUUUUCGAUGGCUGGGAGUUGAAUCGUGAGUAUUUCCCCGCUGAGGAGGACCACCCGCUGCCAAUGCGCCGGCGAUUCAUGGAGACCUGCAACGGAGCCCCUGCGGAGGAAUCUACUUCCGGGCGCCACGGGAUCGGCGGCCAACAGAGGAAGACCCUAAUGAGCAACCAAAAUGCAGCCCUGGUUCAGUUCAGGGUGCCGAUCAAGUCGCGCGGCUUUGCAGUGACCGUCCGCUUCCCUCGAAAUCCAGCACCGUGCAACAUCCUUUUGGAAGGCACCGCUGACGUCUACACUUUGCGCAACUACGGCAAAUCGGUCAAUUGCAGUCUGGCUUCUCUCUUCCCUGCCAGGGUGACCGUCCUGUCUCUCAGCGUCGGAAUGGCGACCAACAUCAAGCGCAACCUAGAACUGGAAACCGGCACCAUUCACAAAUGCGGCAAGCGCGGAAUGCCUGACUACGUCGAGGUUGGAGGCUCCGAGGGUUUGGACACGCGACACUUGGCACUUGCCGACUCGAUCUGCGGACUUGACUCAAAGCCAGGAAGCACCGAGGAGACUGUGCUGUGCGGAGUGACUGCAGUCCGCUUGGUUUCGAGCGGCGACUUCGACAACGCCGUGACUGUGGCCGUCCGACCGGCCAGCGAGGACGACUUGGCCGCCGUUGUGUGCGGUCUCUAAUUUCUGCAACCACGACGUUAUUCUCUCUCACUGUUCUCUCUCCGCGUGCGAAAUUGUACAUCUGCGAAUGAAAUUUGAACCGACACCGAUAGCGGACUAGUUGGUCAAACACUAUAUAUAUUUUCGUUUCUGCCGCGCAAAUCCAGAUGUAGAUAAAUGUGUUCUUGAAAACGCAAAAAAUUCUUCAUUUUAUUUUUUCAAUACAUAUUUCGUGAACUUUUUUUAUAAAUGCUUUCUUUUUUAAUGGAAAAAAUUCAAAAUGCUUGUUGGGGCUUUCACUGUCUCGCUUCAAAAAAAUUUAUUUAACAAAUGUGUCGUCUUUGUGUACAAAUGCAGCAAAUAGUUUACUUUUCUAAAUAUUUCAUUGCUUUACAUAUUUAUAAUUAUUUUACCUUUUUCCAACCAAAGAAUAUUCAUUAGUGAAGAAUACCAAUGUUAUAUGUUUCUAGAUUCUGUCAAUAAAAGAUUAAAUCUAAUG
Neocloeon triangulifer is the source of this 1631-nucleotide messenger RNA. Its product is annotated as corticotropin-releasing factor-binding protein. The record is from RefSeq and is a predicted model, not a curated record. Bases 110 to 1153 code for a protein of 347 amino acids. Lineage: Eukaryota; Metazoa; Arthropoda; Insecta; Ephemeroptera; Baetidae. Gene Ontology annotation, biological process: negative regulation of corticotropin secretion; negative regulation of corticotropin-releasing hormone receptor activity; hormone-mediated signaling pathway. Gene Ontology annotation, molecular function: corticotropin-releasing hormone binding. The transcript is spliced from 8 exons.